AUGCCUCCACUAGGAAAUAGGGCCCACAUGCCUCUAGUAGGAAAUGGGGCCCGCAUGCCUCCACUAGGAAAUAGGGCCCACAUGCCUCUAGUAGGAAAUGAGGCCCGCAUGCCUCCACUAGGAAAUAGGGCCCACAUGCCUCUAGUAGGAAAUGGGGCCCGCAUGCCUCCACUAGGAAAUAGGGCCCACAUGCCUCUAGUAGGAAAUGGGGCCCGUAUGCCUCCAGUAGGAAAUGGGGCCCGUAUGCCUCCAGUAGGAAAUGGGGCCCGCAUGCCUCCACUAGGAAAUAGGGCCCGCAUGCCUCCACUAGGAAAUAGGGCCCACAUGCCUCCAGUAGGAAAUGGGGCCCGUAUGCCUCCAGUAGGAAAUGGGGCCCGCAUGCCUCUAGUAGGAAAUGGGGCCUCUCAUGCCUCUAGUUGGAAUUAA
This is a messenger RNA of Procambarus clarkii (red swamp crayfish), 426 nucleotides long. The record is from RefSeq and is a predicted model, not a curated record. Lineage: Eukaryota; Metazoa; Arthropoda; Malacostraca; Decapoda; Cambaridae.